Striga hermonthica is the source of this 423-nucleotide messenger RNA. Lineage: Eukaryota; Viridiplantae; Streptophyta; Magnoliopsida; Lamiales; Orobanchaceae. The record is from the annotation of a GenBank genome assembly.
AUGGAUUCUUCGAAAACGAAAAUUCUUGACGGUGAUGAAGAAUGUAGCAGCAGCGAGUCGGGCUGGACGAUGUACAUAGCUUCGUCGCCAGACCAAGAAACGGACAUCAUCGAUCAUGCAGAAAACCUUGAAGAAGAAGAAGAAGAAGAGGAAGCUGAUGUUAGCUUAGGUCGGCGGGGCCGUAAAGAGGACGAUGAUGACAUGGACAACGACGAUGACAUGGCUUCCGAUGCGUCGUCCGGCCCGAGCGAUCAGAACCGACGUUUGUACGAAAACGGUGCUUCGGCACUCGGCCAUGCAGGAAAAAAGGAUGAAAAGAAAAAGUCUACUGAUGAGAAAAAAUAUGAGAAGCAAAAAAAACAUCAUGAGAGGAAUGGAAGAAAAGGAGACAAAGACUGGUCGGGACACGGGGCGAAUAAGUAA